Telopea speciosissima is the source of this 1661-nucleotide messenger RNA. RefSeq names its product aldehyde dehydrogenase family 3 member F1-like. The transcript has 10 exons. Gene Ontology annotation, molecular function: aldehyde dehydrogenase (NAD+) activity. Gene Ontology annotation, cellular component: cytoplasm. The record is from RefSeq and is a predicted model, not a curated record. Gene Ontology annotation, biological process: aldehyde metabolic process. The coding region runs from base 36 to 1487 and encodes 483 amino acids. Lineage: Eukaryota; Viridiplantae; Streptophyta; Magnoliopsida; Proteales; Proteaceae.
AUGAGUUGAAGUGAAGUUUGUGAAAUUCCAAAACCAUGGCACCGUUGUUGGCACUGCAAGAAGACCUGAAGGAGCUGAGAGAAACCUUCCGUAGUGGAGCGACACGGACUGUGGCGUGGAGGAAGGCACAACUGCGAUCUCUCGUCAAGCUCCUUAGAGAGCAGGAAGAUCAAAUCUUUGCAGUCCUCCAUGAAGAUCUCGGAAAGCAUCGGGUCGAAGCAUAUCGAGAUGAGGUUGGAAUCGUACUAAAAUCUUUGACUUAUUCUCUUAAGCAUCUAGAGAAAUGGGUGGCGCCCAAAAAGGUUCAACUUCCAUUGGUUUUCUUUCCGGCAAUGGGUGAAGUGGUGCCUGAACCUCUUGGGCUUGUUCUCAUUUUCUCCUCCUGGAAUUACCCCAUCGGACUGUCACUGGAACCAUUGAUAGGAGCCAUAUCCGCUGGGUGUACAGCAGUUAUAAAGCCUUCGGAGCAUGCUCCUGCAACCUCUUCUUUUCUGGCAAAAGCCAUCUCAAGAUAUAUGGACACUAAAGCCAUUAAGGUCAUUGAAGGAGGAGUGUCCGUAUCAGAGCAUCUCUUACAAGAGAAAUGGGACAAGAUAUUCUUCACUGGGAGUGCACAAGUCGGACGCGUAAUAAUGUCUGCAGCUGCUAAGCAUCUGACACCCGUUACUCUAGAGUUGGGUGGGAAAUGCCCCACUGUCCUCGAUUCCCGAUUGAGCUCCUCGGACAGAGAGAUGGCUGUUAAAAGAAUAUCAUCAGGGAAGUGGGGAUGCUGCAAUAGCCAAGCAUGUUUGGCUGUGGAUUAUCUACUUGUGGAGGAGAAGUUGGCAUCGACUCUGAUUGAUUUAUUGAAGAAGUCAAUCAAGAGACUCUUUGGUGAAAAAAUAGUAGAAACAAGGGCCAGUGGGAAGAUUGUCAACAAACACCAUUUUAAGAGACUGUGUAGGCUUCUUGAAGACCCAGGAGUUUCAAAAUCAAUUGUCCAUGGUGGUUCAGUAGAUGAAGACAAACUGUUUAUUGAGCCAACGAUCUUGCUGGAUCCCCCACUAGCAUCUGAGCUCAUGACGGAAGAAAUCUUCGGCCCAUUACUUCCAAUAAUCACAUUGAAGAAUAUUGAGGAAAGCAUUGAAUUUAUACAUUCAAAGCCAAAACCUCUUGCAAUCUAUGUCUUCACCAAGGAUGAAAUGCUGAAGAGACGGGUUUUGUCAGAAACAUCGUCUGGAAGUGUCAUAUUUAACGAUGUCCUAAUUCAUUACGUGUCUGCUGAAUUACCAUUUGGUGGUGUUGGUAAGAGUGGUAUAGGAAGUUACCAUGGGAAGUUCUCUUUUGACACAUUCAGCCAUGAAAAGGCUGUUCUGCGCAGAUACUUCUUCCUGGAACCACAGGCUCGAUACCCUCCCUGGAAUGAUUACAAGCUUAAAUUUAUCAGGUUGCUUUAUCGUUUUGAUUAUUUUGGGCUGCUGCUUCUGUGGAUGGGGUUGAAGAGAUGAUUAUCAAAAUCCUUCCAGCCAGUUGUUAGAAUACUUAAGAGGCCCUUACUCCUGUAACUAAUAAAAACUGAUCACUCUUUGACCAAGAAAGGUGAACAGAUUAGAUGAUUCCAGCUACUAUUAAAAGGGUUAUGUAGGAUAGUUGUUGUUCAGAGGCCAAACAUUUACAUCGUU